AUGACGAUGUCAAUUACGCAAGAGCAACUUCGAGCUAUCAUCUUCUAUAAAUGGCGUGGCGGCACCGGAACAACGGUAGCAGCCCGCAACAUCAACAGUAGACUGGGCGAGGACACCACUGCCAUCAAGACUGACAAGCGCUGGUUCGCUCGCUUCGCAAGCGGAGAGACCAACUUCGAAAACAAGCCCCGGUCGGGACGCCUCAACACUGUCGAAGACUCCACCAUUCUCGAAGCUGUCAAAGAGGAUACGGAGAUCAACACUCACAGCCUUGCAAAGAGACUCGGGUGUAGCCAUUCAACGGUUCUCAGUCGAGUCGCCCUUGGCUACAGAAAAGUACUGGCUUGA
Molecule: messenger RNA, 348 nt
Organism: Necator americanus (New World hookworm)
Lineage: Eukaryota; Metazoa; Nematoda; Chromadorea; Rhabditida; Ancylostomatidae
Exons: 1
Coding region: 1-348 (115 amino acids)
Biological process (GO): replication fork processing; double-strand break repair via nonhomologous end joining; mitotic DNA integrity checkpoint signaling
Cellular component (GO): condensed chromosome; nucleus; site of double-strand break
Molecular function (GO): single-stranded DNA binding; single-stranded DNA endonuclease activity; DNA topoisomerase binding
Source: RefSeq, a predicted model, not a curated record